Molecule: messenger RNA, 978 nt
Organism: Penicillium coprophilum
Lineage: Eukaryota; Fungi; Ascomycota; Eurotiomycetes; Eurotiales; Aspergillaceae
Product: palmitoyl-protein thioesterase family protein
Exons: 1
Coding region: 1-978 (325 amino acids)
Cellular component (GO): lysosome
Molecular function (GO): thiolester hydrolase activity; palmitoyl hydrolase activity
Source: RefSeq, a predicted model, not a curated record
AUGCGUACUAUAAUAUUUUUGGCCACACUGGUCACCAACGCUCUCUCGGUCGCUCUCCCAUGGCAAUCUGCCGAAGAUCCAGCCAGCGGAACCCAACUGCCUCUCGUGAUCUGGCACGGUCUGGGCGAUGACUUCGAACGUGAAGGGCUCACUGAAGUUGCCAAACUAGCCGAAGCCACCAAUCCCGGCACAUACGUGCACCUCAUCCGACUCGCCAAUGAUGGCAGCGGGGACCGCUCCGCAACCUUCUUCGGCAACGUAACGGAGCAAAUCGCCCUAGUCUGCGAACAGCUCGCCGCAGACCCAAUCCUCAGUACAGCGCCUGCCAUCAACGCGCUAGGCUUCUCACAGGGUGGUCAAUUCCUUCGCGGGUACAUCGAGCGGUGCAACACCCCACCCGUCCACAACCUCGUCACAUUCGGCAGCCAACACAACGGCAUCUCAGCGUUUGAGUCGUGUGCCUUUGACAACUGGUUUUGUAAAGGGGCUGAGGAACUACUACGGUCGGGACGGUGGACGAGUUUUGCACAGUCGCGGGUCGUGCCGGCGCAGUACUUCCGGGACCCGGAGGAGCUGGACUCGUACCUUGAACACAGCAAUUUCCUAGCGGAUAUCAACAACGAGCGCGCGGUCAAGAACGAGACAUACAAGAAGAAUCUUGCGUCACUGAAUCGGUUUGCGAUGUUUAUGUUUGAGGAGGAUACCGUUGCUGUUCCUAAGGAGAGUGCUUUCUUCUCCGAGGUCAAUGCCACUACUGGUGAGGUGACGCCUCUCCACGAGAGGCCGAUCUACAAGGAGGAUUGGCUGGGGCUGAAGCAGCUUCAUGAGCAGGGGAAGCUAGAUUUCAAUACUGCUCCUGGUCAGCAUAUGCACCUGUCUGAAAAGACACUGCGCAAGGCGUUUAAACAAUACUUUGCUCCGCUGGAGGAGUCAAGUCCUUCGGUACCUGGUCUCGUUGUGCAGCAGCGUGGGCUUUGA